AUGUCGCAGCCCUCGCUCACCAACUUCAUUGUCAAGCGCCCCUGGCUGAAGCGCUGGAUGACCCCUCUCGCCAACUGGUACACCGACGCCGCUGGCUACAGAAAGUUGGGCUUGAGAGCCGACGACCUUAUCCCUGAGGAGUCCGAGACGGUCCUUCUCGCCCUCAAGCGUCUCCCGCCCAAGGAGGCCUACGACCGUGUCUUCCGCAUGCGCCGCGCUUUCCAGUGCUCCAUCUCACACCAGCUUCUCCCCAAGAACGAGCAGACCAAGCCCGAGGAUGAUGUCCCAUACUUGAGCCCUAUCAUCAAGGAGAUCGAGUCUGAGAAGAGAGAGAGAAUGGACCUCGACGCCAUGGUCAUCAAGAAAUAA
Aureobasidium subglaciale EXF-2481 is the source of this 369-nucleotide messenger RNA. RefSeq lists its product as uncharacterized. Gene Ontology annotation, biological process: mitochondrial electron transport, ubiquinol to cytochrome c. Lineage: Eukaryota; Fungi; Ascomycota; Dothideomycetes; Dothideales; Saccotheciaceae. The coding region runs from base 1 to 369 and encodes 122 amino acids. The transcript is spliced from 4 exons. The record is from RefSeq and is a predicted model, not a curated record.